AUGGCCCAAGGCGCCGUCAAACCCAAAAAGUCCAGCGCACCCGCCUCCUCGGGCAGGAAAGCCAAGCCGCAGCCCCCCAAGUCGUCGAAGGGUGCGCGCGUGUCCAAGGUGAAAAACGCUUCGUCGGCUGAUAAGCUGCAGCGCCGGCUUGCGGCGGGCCUGGUCGCGAAGACGGAGAAGUUGUUGGGGGAGCGCGCGGGACAUCUGGAGUUGAUUGGGAAGGGGAGGGUGAAGGAUAAGGAUGGGAAAGAUAAGGAUGGAAAGGGGACGCCGAAGGGGGGGAGUCGGAAGUUUGGCUGA
Molecule: messenger RNA, 300 nt
Organism: Daldinia childiae
Lineage: Eukaryota; Fungi; Ascomycota; Sordariomycetes; Xylariales; Hypoxylaceae
Exons: 1
Coding region: 1-300 (99 amino acids)
Source: RefSeq, a predicted model, not a curated record